AUGCUGCACCUUCUGAUCUUGCUGGCAACCGGAGUUUUCUUAGGAAUCUAUAUACUUGGAACCCAGGCGAUCUGCAACGUGUGCGCUACCGGGACCAACGUGGCCUGCAUAUCGAAUACUUCCUACCAAUACUGCUCGUCCAGUUUACCUUUUGGCCCAGUUAGCACAUGCCCAACGGGAUAUUAUUGUACGGCCAAUGAUGUCAUUUGUAACACAGAUCCUGCCGAGAGAUCCUGCAUAGGAUGCGGAACUUGCAACGAUAAUAAGACCUUUGCCUGCCUAACUGCCAGGACUUUUGCCUUGUGCCUGGGGACAACGACGCCUUCCCAGAUCGUGGGGAAUUGUGGCUUGAACUAUGUCUGUGAUUUUAACAAUCCAGAUAUCUGUGGCACACCCUUGACGGGAUCGCAGGCCACUUGCCCCUAUGACAAUGUAUUUAAUGGUACUGCAAUAACACCUACUACUAUUUGUUCGACCAUCAAGCAGGAUGGAAGAUUUCCCUAUGGCACUGAUCUUAGUACCUCCUGCAAGCAGUACAUUUACUGUUUCCUGGAUGACUCCAACUGGAGAGGAGGACUCUACACCUGUCCUGGCUCUACCUACUUUGACAGCUCAACGCGGUUCUGCGGCACCGCAGUCCCAGCUGGAUGUACUAGUGGUUGGCAAUUAAUCAAAGUGAUCAAAGAAAGGUUCCCUCCCAACAAACAGGUGAAUCUACCCUUGGAUAAGGGAAACCGAAAGAUAAGUUUGGAUGCAGAAAUUCAGUAA
Drosophila eugracilis is the source of this 768-nucleotide messenger RNA. RefSeq lists its product as uncharacterized. NCBI's taxonomy places the organism in Eukaryota, Metazoa, Arthropoda, Insecta, Diptera, Drosophilidae. The record is from RefSeq and is a predicted model, not a curated record. Gene Ontology annotation, molecular function: chitin binding. Gene Ontology annotation, cellular component: extracellular region. The transcript has 3 exons. The coding region runs from base 1 to 768 and encodes 255 amino acids.